This is a messenger RNA of Gigantopelta aegis, 1438 nucleotides long. Its product is annotated as methyltransferase-like protein 23. The transcript has 4 exons. NCBI's taxonomy places the organism in Eukaryota, Metazoa, Mollusca, Gastropoda, Neomphalida, Peltospiridae. The coding region runs from base 216 to 770 and encodes 184 amino acids. The record is from RefSeq and is a predicted model, not a curated record. Gene Ontology annotation, cellular component: nucleus; cytoplasm.
UAGUGCCGAGACCUCGACUAGUUUACAUCUAAUUUUCAAAGUUAUCAAAUUCUUAAAGUAUGUGAUCUGAAAAAGAUGACAUACUUUGAUUGCACUGAAAAUGUAAGAUAUUAUAUGAUAAUAACUCAUAUUUUUAUAGCUCACUAAUACAGCUUAUGAUUGUAGUGUGAUAAAGAUUCUCUCAUGUUUUGUAGGUCACUGAUCCAGCUUAUGGAAUGUACAUCUGGCCUUCAGCACCAGUACUGGCCCAGUACAUCUGGAAUAAACGGAGCUUUGUUAGAAAUAAGAAUGUUUUGGAGCUGGGUGCAGGGACCUCGCUGCCUGGCACUGUGGCCGCGAAGUGUGGGGCGAAGGUGACACUGAGUGACGCGUCUCGAUAUCCAGACUGUUUACAGAACUGUCGUAAGAGCUGUCAGAUGAACGGGUUAGCAGACGUCAACAUUGUUGGUCUCACUUGGGGAGAGUUCACUCCAACAUUGCUAGAGUUGCCUCCACUUGACAUUAUUCUAGGAUCAGAUUGCUUCUUUGAUACAAAAGAUUUUGAAGACAUUAUUGUGACCGUCAGCUUUUUACUGGACAAAAGCCCACAUGCAGAGUUUUGGAGCACCUAUCAGGAAAGAAGUGCUGAUCGAUCUGUUGAAGAUUUGUUGUUGAAGUGGGGACUGAGGUGUGUCCAUGUUCCACUUUCUUCGUUUGACGCGGAUGUUGAGGUGACCCACAACCACACAGUUCACAUGCUUGUCAUCACACGAAAAUCGGGAGUCACGUGAUACCGUUGUUUUAUCAAGCAUCAUGAUUAAUUUUAUCUGGAAAGUAAAUCCUGCAAAAGGUGUAGAAUAUAUAAAUCUACAAGUUAACACUUCCACUUAAUGAUGCAACAAGAAGAAAAGUUGUUGAUUGGAUCAAAGCAUUUGAAAUGCUUAGGUGUCUAGACAAAUCCAUCUUAAUAUGACAGCACCCAGAAAGGACAAAGAAAAUGAGGUUUAUCAGUAUUGCUCCACAAAUGUUGUGGUAUGUACUAUCCUGUCUGGAAAAUGCAUAUAAAAGACCCCUUGUUGUGGACUUGUAAGAGUAGUGUACAUGACAGCAGUUCUUUCUCUCAGCUGUUCAAAUUAUAACUAGACACCAAAGAAUGAUAAUGUAAAGUGUGCUGUGAUGUUAUAAAAUAGCAAUGUAGCAUUCCUUACAUUUGGAGGAGGGAGCUUACCCAUACAAUACCGCUGAUUCAAAAGAUUUUGUUGUAUCAGAGCUGUUGGGUGAAUGGAAAAAGUUGAAUCUCUCAUUUCACUUUCAGUGAUGGGUAUUCAUAUUAAAACACUCAUAGUCGAAAUGUUUGGUUUUUAAAUUGCAGUAAACAAAACUGUAUAACAUAUUAACAAAGAUAUUUAUUAUUCAAACACAUCUGAUUGAAAUAAAUAAAGAAUUCCAAGACAAGUAA